This is a messenger RNA of Psylliodes chrysocephalus, 1367 nucleotides long. Lineage: Eukaryota; Metazoa; Arthropoda; Insecta; Coleoptera; Chrysomelidae. The record is from the annotation of a GenBank genome assembly.
GACAACGUCAAACUAAUAUAACCUUACUUUUUAUAACCUCUUUAAACAUACUUUCAAAAAAAUGGAUUCUGGGGAUAAUACAAUAAAAAUAGGCGAUUAUGUUGUAGUACAACGCCAAGGCUACACAAAAUUACACAAAUUAAAAGCCAGCAGCAAGUUAAUCUUAGGUUCUUUCAAUAUCGAAAUGGAUAACGUCAUAGGCGAGAAAUAUUUUGAUACUUUCCAAAUGAAAAACACGCCUGGAAAUAAAAGGUUUUACGUUCUGGAGAAAGUCGAGCAAGUAAAUUCGGCUAAAGAUUCAUUGAAUAUCGAAAAAUCAGGUCAGGAUAACAGAAAUAUACCCAAUAACCAUGCAGAGUCACAAAGUUUAACUAAAGAAGAUAUAGAUAAGUUAAAAGAUGCUGAAUUAAGCUCUAAUAACAUAGUGGGACAGUUAAUAAACAACUCUAAAACAUUUUCCAUGAAAACUGAAUACAGUCAGGAGAAGUACAUCAAGAAAAAAGAGAAAAAAUACUUCGAGUAUGUACAGAUUAAGAAACCAAGUAUAAGAAUUUUAGUACAGAUGUUUUAUAGGCAAGAUCCCACUAAAACUUUGGGUAUAAGAGUAGAUGAUUUGUCCCAAAUUCUGACCUAUGCCAACAUUCAUUCAGAAGGAAAUCAUCUCUUAUACGAUAGUGGAACUUCUGGGCUCAUUUCUGCAGCUAUAACUAAUGCUAUAGGGCCAAAUACAACAGGACAACUAAUACAUACACACCCUGGGAAUGAGUGCCAAAAAAAUGCGUUUAUAGCCAUGCAAUUUCCCAAAGAACAAUCAGACAGGUGCAUAAAUGUCAACUUGUAUUCAGUGAUACGGUGUUUUUAUCAAAACAGAAACACUUUUGUUGAAAAUAAUGCUGAAACUAGUGAACCUGAAGCAAAGAGACAGAAGGUAGAUGAAAAUACUAAAUCUGCGAGUAACAUACAGAAGAAAACCUGGCAAUUAGACAACGAAAAAGCUUGCAAGAUCCUGGACCAAAAAGUUGAUUCUCUAAUAAUUACAGCUAAAGAACAUCCGGUGAAUAUUACCAAAGAACUGCUGUCUUUUUUGAAGGGAAAUCGAAAUUUUGUAGUUUUUAGUUUAUUUAAGGAAUUACACCAAGAUUUGUACACCUAUCUUAAAACCAGGACUGACAUUAUUAAUAUUAGGAUAACUAACAAUUUUAUGAGAAAUUAUCAAGUGUUGCCAAACAGGACCCAUCCAGAGGUGAAUAUGACCAUUGCAGGGUAUUUAUUAACAGGUUAUAAGCUAGAUAUGUAACAUUUUAUCCAAUAAAUAUUUUUAAUAUACCAAUUUUUUUACUUACUUGAGCAUAAAACUGUUCUAAAGC